AUCGGUUUUAUCGCAAAAAAAAAAUUUAACCAAUCUUUCUAUUUCGAUUUUUUUUAUCAUCGAUUUUUUUUUUUUUUUUCUCACUUUUUCAAUACUUAAUAUUUCAUUUUUUAACAGCCGUGCACCGCUGAACGGUAUACAGCUAUUUAACUUUAAUAUUUGUAACGACGAAUCUUGUCAUGUUAUAGUCGCCCAAAAAAAAUGAACCGAACAAAUAAUAAAAAUUACGCCCAAGCUGCAGCGCAGCAAAAAAAUAAUAAACAAGCUUCUCACACUAAUAAUCCAUCCCAUCAAAAUCAACAACACCACCACCAACAGGUGUCUCAACAAAAUCAAGCUUCAGGUCCUCCUACAUCCUCAAAUUAUUCUUCAUCCGCUAACGGAAAGUCUAUUAAUAACUCACAAACGAAGCCACAGACACCGCAUAAUUCAACUAUGGGAAAUGGUAAUACUGGUCGUUCUGCUUCGAUCAAACAACAGAAGAACAGCGUAACACUACCAACGAAUGGUCACUCUUGGGAAACUGCACCUACACAGGCAACACAAGCUACACCUACUACUGUUGGAACUUCUGGUCCGGGAGUUAAUAAUAUAAAUAAUAACAAUAAUAACAAUAAUAGUAAUGGCACUUCUAAAUCAAUAUCUGCGCGUGCGAACGAGAUACCUCGUACACAUUCUGCUCCACCAUUAUUUCAAGAUUCAAAUAAUAGAAAUGUAGGGCAAUCAGGUCAUACAUCCAUUGUAGUACCUGCCCGUACUCAACCUAAUAAUAUACAUCAACAGCAGUCUGCGGCCGUUCCUCCUCAUCAACAAUCUUCAGCAUCGGUUAAUAAUAAUAAUCCCCCAUUAAAUCAUCGUAAAGAUUCGGUAUCUUCUACCGUAUCAUCAAAUGAUGGCCAACCACAAUUUCAUCCUCAUCAUUCGCCACAUCAUCCUCCCAAUCAUACGAAUCAACAUGGUCAUCCGGCGUUUCGACACCCACAACAUCAUAAUACUCAUAAACCCAUACAACAAAUGUAUCGGCCGAGGGAUAAACAACAUCCAUCCCCACAUUUAAAUCCUGCACAACAACCUGUCCCAACACAACAAAGUGCAAUGCCCAUUGGACCACCACCACAUAUGUUUCAAAUGUAUCCUAACCACCGAGGGGUAUAUUACAUGGACUAUACUACAGGUUAUCCUGUUGCUCCUCAUAAUAUGUAUUCGAUACCACCAUUUGUACCACAACGCCCACCACCAAUGUCACAGCCUAUUCCUCCAGUUAAUAAUGUUUCUUUUCAAAAGCAACCAACAAGUAAAGCUAUCCAGAUAAUUGAUCCAAAUAGAAACGCUCCUAUUCAGAUCAAUACUAAUAAUAUACAACGACAACAGCAAAAUUACAAAAGAGAGGAAACACCUUCCACUGUUCCUGAUAAAAAAACCAAAGAAUCUGAUAAAGAAGUCAGACCUAGUUCCGAUGAUAAAGGUGUUUCAAAAGCUGUCCCAAUUGUUGAUCCUGCAGAAAAAAUUAAAGAACGUGAAGAGCGUGAAAAGAAAGAACGAGAAGAACAAGAACGUAUCGCAAAGGAAAAGGAAGAACGAGAACGCAAAGAACGUGAAGAACGUCUAGAACUGGAACGAAUUGCAAAAGAAAAAGAAGAACAAGAACGUAAAGAACGGGAGGAACGGGAAGAGCAGGAACGUCUUGCAAAAGAAAAAGAAGAACGUGAACGUAAAGAACGGGAGGAACGGGAAGAGCAGGAACGAAUUGCAAAAGAAAAGGAAGAACUGGAACGCAAAGAACGUGAAGAGCGUGAAAAGAAAGAACGAGAAGAACUAGAACGUCUUGCAAUAGAAAAGGAAGAACGAGAACGCAAAGAACGCGAACGUCUAGAACUGGAACGAAUUGCAAAAGAAAAAGAAGAACGAGAACGUAAAGAACGGGAGGAACGGGAAGAGCAGGAACGUCUUGUAAAAGAAAAAGAAGAGCGUGAACGUAAAGAACGUGAAGAACGGGAAGAGCUGGAACGAAUUGCAAAAGAAAAGGAGGAACAGGAACGUAAAGAACGUGAAGAACGUGAGCGUCUAGAGCUGGAACGAAUUGCAAAAGAAAAGGAAGAACGGGAGCGCAAAGAAAAAGAAGAAAGAGAGGAGAGAGAGCGUUUAGAGGCGGUGGAGCGUAUUGAAAAAGAACGUAAAGAAGCAGAAGAAAAGGCUCUUAAAGAGCAAGAAGAAAAAGCUCUUCUUAAAGAAGCAGAUAUUGAGAAAAAGGAAGAGGAAGAACCUAAAUCAAAAGCAACACCUGAAGAAGAAGCUGAAAAAAAGAAAAAAGCUGAAGCAUUGGAUAAAAAAGAUGAUAAGAAAGAAGAAAAGAAACGGCCAGGUCCAUUAGAUUUAUCACGUACUACAUCUGCACCUGCAAUUCCCAGUGCACCACUUAGUGCACUUGGUAGUGCACGUAUGCUUGAUGACUUAAGCUCUAUACAAUACCCACAGGGUAUUAAAUCACCUAAUCCAGAAUUGAAUUCUAACGCUGAGCCAGGAAAAUUUAAAUACGAUCGUACUUUUCUCAUGCAAUUUAUGACCGUUUGUAAAGAAAAGCCAGAAAAUUUACCUGCGUUAGAAGCUAUUGGUAUGGAAGAAUCUAAAGAUGACAAGAAGAGAACAAAUACACGUUCUAAUAGCGGUCCAAGAACAUCAUCAUUGCAUAAGGGUAGUCCAAAUCAAUCUCAAUUCUCUCAAAUGGGUGAAUUUAAAUUCACUCCUUUGAAGACAAGUGAAGAAAGAUUUGCCGCUUCGAUGAGAAAUGGAAUGCCUGCUUCAGGUAUUUUUGGACGAACCGCACUUGGUCGUACUGGAAGUGGAAGCACAUUAUUACCACCAACUGCAGCAAUGACACCUCCAAGUCCAGGUCGUACACCUAGUGGACGUAAUAGAGACAAUAGAAGAACCGGCAAAGGUUCACAUCAAAUGCAAGGAUCAAAUAUGGGACAAGAACAUGUUGCACCACUUGAACGUACAGAAAACCGAUGGGUUCCUCAAAUUUUAAAUAGUAGUACUCCUUUACCUAAAUCAGAAGAAUCCAUACCUUUUGAAUCAGUACAACGUAAAGUUAAAGCGCUUUUAAAUAAAUUGACGUUGGAAAAGUUUGAUUCUAUAUCAGAUCAAAUCAUUGAUUUUGCAAACAAAUCGAGGGAUGAAAGAGAUGGACGUAUAUUAAGAGAAGUAAUUCGUCUUAUAUUUGAGAAAUCUUGUGAUGAAUCAAAUUUCUGUGCGAUGUAUGCUCAGCUUUGUCGUAAGAUGAUGGAAAGAGUCGACCCUGAAAUAGUUGAUGAAAAUGUCAAAAACACUGAGGGUAAAUUUGUUCAAGGCGGUACAUUAUUUAGAAAAUAUCUUCUUAAUCGUUGUCAAGAAGAAUUCGAGAAAGGUUGGAAGGUUAAUGUCCCAGUGCCUUCCAAUGAAAAGGGGGAACCAGAUUUGAUGUCAGAUGAAUAUUAUGUAGCUGCAAGGGCUAAAAGACAAGGCCUUGGUCUAAUACGUUUCAUUGGCGAACUAUUUAAAUUAAAUAUGCUUACAGAACGUAUUAUGCAUGAAUGUAUAAAGAAAUUAUUAAUAUUUCAAGGCUCACCUGAAGAAGAAGAAAUGGAAAGUUUAUGUAAAUUAAUGAAUACAGUAGGAGAACAACUUGAUCAUGUCAAACCAAAUCCACAUGAACAAAUGAAAUCGACCCAACUUGAUCAUGCAAAAGCAAAAAAAUAUAUGGAAUCUUAUUUUGAUCGUAUGGAGGAGAUAUCGAAGCUUCCAAAUUUGUCAAGUCGCAUAAAAUUUAUGUUAAUGGAUGUUAUGGAUUUACGAAGUAACGCUUGGAAACCACGACGAGAUAUUAAUGCUCCAAAGACGAUCGCAGAAAUUCACGAAGAUGCCGCAAAACAAAAAGAAGAGGCUGAGUAUCUGAGACGAACGACUAGUUCAGGUGGUAGAGGUAUGCCUAAGAUGUCAGAGCAAAUGUCGCGCAGUGGUUCAAGUCGUCAACAUCGAUCAGACAAAGGAAUGACACAAUCACCAGAUGGAUGGAGUACCGUUGGAAGUUCAUCACAAAGAAAUAAAGAAAAAGUUGGUGACCUUACUAAAUUUGGAUCAGUAAAUCGUAGUAAAAUCGUCAGUUUAGCACCGGGAGGCAUAUUAGGAGGCUUAUCAGGAGGGGCUAAAGGUUGGUCCAAGGGUAAUGAAAAUAAAGAUCCAAAUGAUAAACCUGGCCUUAAUAGGGCGAAUUCAACAACGAAUAUAUAUAGCGUAUUAAAUUCAGAGAGCUCAGAGGGAAGGAAAAGCUCCGAAUCAAAUUCAUCAGACACUCAAAAACCCUCUCCACCAACAGAGCGUAAAAAAUUAAUUUUAGCUCCACGUACAAAGAGUUUCACAUCUGAAGAGCCUGUAAAAUUGGUAUCUAAAUCUACUUCCGGGUCGGCAUCAUCAUCACAAACAACAGUAGAGUUAGAUUCAAAGAAGAUCUGUAAAAGUAUUGUUAAUAUGAUGGAAGAAUACUUUUCAAUAUUGGAUAGUCAAGAGGUCAUCACUUGCCUUAAAGAGGAUACUCCAGUAGAAUACCAUCCAAAGGCAAUAGAAACAUUCGCAAACAAAGUGAUCGAGAAAAAGCAGAAAGAUGUGGACGAUGUUAUGAAAUUGUUCAAAGAAAUUGUAUCCUCCAGUACUUGUGAUAAUGAUGCUUUUAAAGAUGGUUUUAAAGCUACUUUAGAAUUUUUGAUGGAAAUUGGUGCAGAUGCUCCAAUGGCUUAUUCUUAUACAGGACAAUUGUUAUUUAGUACUGAACUUUUUUUUCGGGAUAUUAUAGAACUUCUUAAACCUUUGGAUGAUGAUAUGGCAAUUGAUAAAAUUGUGAAAGGAUAUGCGAAGGCAUUAAAAAAUGAUGUGGAUGAACAAAAAUAUGUACAAAAAAUAAACGAAUUUGAUCUUACAUCGCUAUUCCCAAAGAAAAAUAAAGAUGAUAUAAACAAAUAUAUCGAAGAUCUUGGGGGGUCUUCAAAAAAAUAAAUAAAUCGGGAAUUUUUUUAAUCGUAAAUGAACAUUUUUUUAUUUUUUAUUUUGUCUUUUUCCUUAGAAUUUUUUUAAUUUUAACGUUAGUUUUUUCAACCAAUAUUAAAAAAAAAUUCAUACAAUGUGUACAUUUUUCAACAAUUCAAAAAAAAAUAACCAUCCAUUAAUUUUUUAAAAAAUUUAUUUAAUGAAUUUAAGAGGAUGUACUCUAAUAUUUUCCUCUUUUGUACAUUUUUUCUUCUCUUUUAUACAUACCAUUUUCUUCAUUAAAAAAAAA
Molecule: messenger RNA, 5308 nt
Organism: Rhizophagus irregularis DAOM 181602=DAOM 197198
Lineage: Eukaryota; Fungi; Glomeromycota; Glomeromycetes; Glomerales; Glomeraceae
Source: RefSeq, a predicted model, not a curated record